AUGGUCCUCAAACUCUAUGGCUCCGCCAUGGCGACGUCGCGCGUCUUGACCGUCAUCCUAGAGAAACAACUUCCCUACGAACUUAUCACCAUCGAUAUAUCCAAAGGCGACCAAAAAGCCGAAGAAUACCGAAAACUGCAGCCCUUUGGCAAAGUCCCCGCAUUAAAUGACAACGGAUUCCUCAUGUACGAAAGCCGAGCGAUCUGCAGAUACUUGGAAAGGAAAUAUGAUUCUGGCGCGGCUCUUAUGCCUCAAGAGGGCGAUCCUGAAACGUAUGGACGCUUUGAGCAGGCUUGUUCCGUGGAGCAGAGUUAUUUUGCUGCUGCUGCCGAGUUGAUUGGGACGGAGCUGACGAUUAGGAAAAAGCUUGGACUGGAAUCAGACAUGGCGAGGGUUGCACAGGCGGAACGGGAUCUUGAUGCAGUUCUUGCCGUAUACGAAGAAACCUUAUCAAAGCAUAAGUAUCUCACUGGUAAUGACUUGAGUCUGGUCGACUUGUUUCAUUUGCCUAAUGGUGCGGCGCUCAAGGCGUUUGGCUGGAAGGCGGCUUUUGAGAGGUAUCCAAAUGUCGAUAGGUGGUUCAGUGAACUGCAGGAGAGGAAGAGCUGGAUUCAGGCCGCGGCUGAGGCUGGUACUGUUGCUUAAAUACACGGCGUCCUCAUCGAAUAGAACCACUCAGCGAAAAUGAAGAGACGCUGGUGGAUAAUUUGAGAGCCUUGAGCAGGGUGGCGACUGACGAACAUAAUGAUUUUCGAUAUUCUUG
Aaosphaeria arxii CBS 175.79 is the source of this 763-nucleotide messenger RNA. RefSeq names its product glutathione S-transferase. Lineage: Eukaryota; Fungi; Ascomycota; Dothideomycetes; Pleosporales. The record is from RefSeq and is a predicted model, not a curated record. The transcript is spliced from 3 exons. Gene Ontology annotation, cellular component: cytoplasm. Bases 1 to 645 code for a protein of 214 amino acids. Gene Ontology annotation, molecular function: glutathione binding; glutathione transferase activity.